Messenger RNA from Sungouiella intermedia, 1491 nucleotides. The record is from the annotation of a GenBank genome assembly. NCBI's taxonomy places the organism in Eukaryota, Fungi, Ascomycota, Pichiomycetes, Serinales, Metschnikowiaceae.
AUGAAAUUCGGUCUUGAUUUCAACUCAGAUGUGUUGCCUCGGUCUCCGGUGGCAAAUCUGGACCCCUCAUCUGCCUUUUUUGAUGUCUAUAAGUCCCGGCCUGCCACACCUCGCACUGAACAAGCACUGGCCAUAGAACUUCUAAACAACACGCUUUCCAGAAUGAACCGCUUGCUGAUUCUGAGAGCCCAGGACAGCAGUGCUGAGAGACGGAGGCGGAUAGAACUCUUGUUCCAGAAGGGGCGCUCGCAGAAUGACUACAUAGGCCAGCUAGUGGAGCAGAAAUCUGCUCUGGACAGAAAAUUGAAGAAACGAGAAGUCCAGCAGAUCAUAGAACAUCAAGAGAAACUACGGAGAGAAGAAGAGGCACGCAGGAAGGCUCUUCAGGAGGAAAAAGAGCGCAAGGAGAGAGAAGAGUUGGAGCGGAAAAAGAAGCAGGAGGAAGAAGCUAAGAGAAAGGAAGAAGAGGCAGCUAAACAGAGGGCCGAGGAAGAGAAAAAAGCGGCCGAGGAAAAAAAAUUGAAGGAAGAAAAGGAGAAAGCAGAGGCGCUGCUUAAGUUAAAGGAAAAGUUACGUAAGGCAAAGGAGGAGGCUGCUCGAAAAGCUGCUGGAGGUUUCACUGUUCCGGAAGAAGUAGAGAAAGAGGUACUCAAAUUUAGACAGGAUAUCCUUGACAUCAAGAAGAAUAUCGUGGAGGAGAUGAACAAAAAUCGAGAAUUGAAAAAAAAUGCAGGUGUGGUGAAACGGAAACUUAACAUCAAGUUUGGCCAGUUAUCGUCUUCAAUGACCCAAUUGAACACGAUCACUCGGGAAGUGGUUGAACUAGUCAACUACACGAAACAAAACGAAUUAGUUUACCAAUGGAUUCUCAAUUUCAUCGCCAAGGCCAUUGUUGCACAAGCAGAGACCGAAGUUAUCGUGCAACCCACUGCUGCCCUUCCAUUGGCAAGAUUGGCAUUGCAUUUGUUACAAAAUCUCGACGGUCUCUACUACUAUCUCUGUGCCCGUUUUGCUAAGAAAUGUGCCCUUAUUCUUGGCUACACAUGUGCCAUUGAUACCGAGGAAGGACGAACCCGAAUGGGAUGGAGACGAACAGAUGAAAAGUGGGAAGCAGAAGUCAAGUACGAGGAGAGAAUGGGUGGAAUAGCGGCCGUUUGGGCGGUAAUGGCACGUUUGGGUGCAGACCAGAAAAGCUUUCCAUUCUUUAGUAUGGCUUCUGAGUGGAAGUUCAUGGCCCGAAUGCUCAACACAAGCAAGGAUCUCAUUACCAACGUUCAUUACGUUGUCUUCUGCAAUUGGUGGGAGGCAGCGGCGGAAUACCUUGUCAAGAACUACGGUAAACAGGCAAUAAAGGGGUUGCAAUUGGCUGUGGGUGAUUGGGUUUCUUACGGUAAGCUGAAGAGCUAUCCUGCUGCAACUAGAUUGAGUAUUCUCGGAGAGGAUUACGCUACACAAGGUAAUUUCAACCUGCUCAAGGAGAUGGAUAAUUAG